UGUUCUUGCCACCAUCCCUGAUCUCUGAGGCACUGCUGGGUGUUCUUGCCACCAUCCCUGCUCACUGAGGUCUUGCUGGAGGCUGAGAAGCAGCCAUGGAAAUGAGACUGAAGUACCUGGGCCACAAAGCACCGCAGGGAUGAGCAGGUCCCUGGGCUUUGUCACUGCCAGCCCGGCUGCAGAGCGGUGGGACAGGGUGCUCUGGCCUAGGCAGUGCCUCUCUCCUUUGGGCACAGCCAGGGGCACUGGGAGAUCUGUGGGCAAGCACAGUGAGGGGUUGGCCGUGUUGCUCCGCUGGGGUUGGCCCUGCGGGACACCCAGGCGGGCACCGGGCUCACGGCGUGUCCCGCAGGCUCUGGGGGACGUGGACCAGGUCCGGAUGACGUCCGAGGGCUCCGACUGCCGCUGCAAGUGCAUCCUGCGGCCGCUGAGCAGGGACGCCUGCAGCCGCGUCCGGAGCGGCAGCGCGCGCGUGGAGGAUUUCUACACCGUGGAGACGGUGAGCUCGGGGGCUGACUGCCGGUGCUCCUGCACCGCGCCGCCCUCCUCGCUCAACCCCUGCGAGAACGAGUGGAAGAUGGAGAAGCUGAAGAAGCAGGCCCCCGAGCUCUUCAAGCUGCAGGCCAUGGUGGACCUGCUGGAGGGAACGCUGUACAGCAUGGACCUGAUGAAGGUGCACUCCUACAUCAGCAAGGUGGUGGCGCAGAUGAACACGCUGGAGGAGACCAUCAAGACCAACCUGAGCAGGGAGAAUGACUUCAUGAAGGAGAGUGUCCAGCACCUCACUGACCAGAUGAAACGCUACGAGAACUACUCUGACAUCAUGAUCAGCAUCAAGAAGGAGAUCUCCAACCUGGGCUACCAGCUGCUGCAGAAGGAUGCAGCUGCCAUCCCCGACAGCAAGGCACAGGACACGACAGGAGGCCGGGAGAAGGAGGCAGGACGGUACCCCAGCCCCCGCAAGGCCCUGGGGGACAGGGCAGCCCCCAGAGCGCCCAAGGAGAAGCCGCUGAAGCCCGAAAAGCCCAAAAAGGAGAACACCAAGGCCAAGGCGGGGUCACAGCCCACGGCCAAGCCCAAGCCCCUGGCGCAGCAGCAGACUGUGGUCCGGGGCAUCACCUACUACAAGGUCGGGCAGGGAGCGGCGGAGGGUCCGGCCGGGAGCCGCGAGGGUCCUGUGAGAGGGGCGGCCGUGCCGGAGCAGCAGGAGGACAGGGGCCCCCCGCCCGCCCCAGCCGAGGGCACCCCUGCCCACGCUGUUGCACAGGCGGAGAGCACCGUGCCCGGCAGCACGGCCGUGCCCAGCACCGCCCCGGUGCCCCGCAGCACCGCCCGCAGCGCCCCCGGGCAGGGCACCGACAGCACCGGGGACCCCGAGACACCCAACAGAGUGAAGGAGGCGGAGUGCGAAGGCACCAUCGAGGCCGUGCAGCCCCCCAGGGAGCACCACAGCUACGGGCGCAACGAGGGGGCCUGGAUGAAGGACCCGGCAGCCAAGGAUGACCGCAUCUACGUCACCAACUACUACUAUGGCAACAGCCUGGUGGAGUUCAGGAGCCUCGACAGCUUCAAGCAGGGCCGCUGGAGCAACCUCUACAAGCUGCCCUACAACUGGAUUGGCACGGGGCACGUGGUGUACAGGGGGGCCUUCUACUACAACCGUGCCUUCACCAAGAACAUCAUCAAGUACGACCUGAAGGAGCGCUACGUGGCGGGCUGGGCGCAGCUCCACGACGUGGUGUACGAGGACACCACGCCCUGGAAGUGGAGGGGCCACUCGGACAUCGACUUCGCCGUGGAUGAGAGCGGGCUCUGGGUCAUCUACCCCUCGGUGGACUACGACUACUCCCAGCAGGAGGUGAUCGUCCUCAGCCGGCUGGACCCCGUGGACCUCUCGGUGCGCAAGGAAACCACCUGGAAGACGGGGCUGAAGCGCAACACCUACGGGAACUGCUUCAUCAUCUGUGGCAUCCUCUAUGCUGUGGACACCUACAGCCAGAAGGAAGGGCAGAUCUCCUAUGCCUUCGACACGCACACAGACACGGAGGCAGAGCUCCGGCUGCCCUUCCUCAACCACUACUCCUUCACCACGCAGGUCGACUACAACCCCAAGGAGAAGGUGCUCUAUGCCUGGGACAACGGCCAUCAGAUGACCUACGGGCUCAGCUUCGUGGUCUGAGUGCCCGGGCGGGUCCCUCUGCGCUCCUGCACCCACCCUGCCUGGGGCACCCUGACGCAGCCUGGCCCUGGCACCCCCACUCCAGCCAGGGCUGUGGCAAGAGCUCAGCUUCCCCCUCAAAACCUUCCCCAUCUGCUCUGGCCACCCACCACCUGCCCCGUGCCCACCGUGCUGCAGGGCAUGGGCAGCCCGUCAGAGCAGCCCCCAGCAGCAGACACCCACCCCUGUGACAACGUGGCCCCGGGGCCGUGGCAGCUCGGCCAGCAUCGCCUUCCCGGGGACGCGGAGAGAGCCCAGCCCCGCACGGCUCUGCCGCUGCUGGCACCGCCCGCCCGCCCUGCAGCAGCGCCCCGGGCGCCUCCUGCGCUGCCCCCGGCCCGGGCACCGCGUGUGCCAUCCAGCGCUGCCAGCCGUGCCAGGGCCAGUG
This is a messenger RNA of Melozone crissalis (California towhee), 2606 nucleotides long. RefSeq names its product olfactomedin like 2A (gene OLFML2A). Gene Ontology annotation, biological process: signal transduction. NCBI's taxonomy places the organism in Eukaryota, Metazoa, Chordata, Aves, Passeriformes, Passerellidae. Bases 140 to 2179 code for a protein of 679 amino acids. The transcript has 7 exons. The record is from RefSeq and is a predicted model, not a curated record.